This is a messenger RNA of Sorex fumeus (smoky shrew), 1651 nucleotides long. It is a transcript of the gene HMOX1, whose product is annotated as heme oxygenase 1. Gene Ontology annotation, molecular function: heme oxygenase (decyclizing) activity; heme binding. The record is from RefSeq and is a predicted model, not a curated record. Bases 251 to 1117 code for a protein of 288 amino acids. Gene Ontology annotation, biological process: response to oxidative stress; heme oxidation; heme catabolic process. Lineage: Eukaryota; Metazoa; Chordata; Mammalia; Eulipotyphla; Soricidae. The transcript has 5 exons.
CCCGAGCGAGCAGACCAGCUCCGUAGCCAGCUUCCAGGCUCCGAGCGCGCCUCUCAGCAUCCCGACUCCGAGCGCGCCUCUCAGCAUCCCGAUCCCGAGCGCGCCUCUCAGCAUCCCGACUCCGAGCGCGCAUCCCAGCAUCCCAGUCUCGAGCGCGCAUCCCCGCGUCCAGGCACCGAGCGCGCAUCCCGGCGUCCAGACUCCGAGCGCACAGCCCCGCGGCCAGCGUCCCGAGACCCCGCACAGCAGCAUGGAGCACCCACAGUCCGACAGCAUGCGCCAGGACCUGUCGGAGGCCAUGAAGGAGGCCACCAAGGAGGUGCACGUCCAGGCAGAGAACGCGGAAUUCAUGAAGAACUUCCAGAAGGGCCAAGUCAGCCCCAGGGGCUUUAAGCUGGUGAUGGCCUCGCUGUACCACAUCUACGAGGCCCUGGAGGAGGAGAUCGAGCGCAACAAGGACCACCCCGCCUUCAAGCCCCUCUACUUCCCCGAGGAGCUGCACCGCGGCCCUGCCCUGCGGCGCACCCUGGCCUUCUGGUACGGCCCCAACUGGCGAGAGGCCGUGGCCCCCUCCCCGGCCACCCGGCGCUAUGUGCGUCGCCUGCACGAGGUGGGGCGCCGGGAGCCUGAGCUGCUGGUGGCCCACGCCUACACGCGCUACCUGGGUGACCUGUCCGGGGGCCAGACCCUGCGCAAGAUCGCGCAGAAGGCGCUGGACCUGCCGGGCGACAGCGACGGCCUGGCCUUCUUCGCCUUCCCCAACAUCGACAGCGCCACCAAGUUCAAGCAACUCUACCGCGCCCGCAUGAAUACGCUGGACAUGGGCCCGGACGUCCGGCGGCGGGUCCUGGACGAGGCCAAGGCGGCCUUCCUGCUUAACAUCCAGGUGUUUGACGACCUGCAGGAACUGCAGAGCCAGGACGCCGAGGACCAGGGACCAACACAGGCGCCGGGGCUGCGUCGGCGGGCCGGCAGCGGGGGGCCAGGCUCCGCCCCCUCGGACACCCCCAAGGGGAAGUCGCCCCUCAGCCUCUCCCAGACGCCGCUCGUCCGCUGGGUCCUGACACUCGGCUUCCUGGUGGCCACGGUGGCCGCCGUGGGGCUCUACGCCUUGUGAGGGACACGCUCCUGCCGCUGACUCUUGCCCACCCCAGACCACCAGAGAGGGGGAGUCUCCUGGGACCCUUGGGGAGCUGAACCCCUCCCCCACCAGCCUCUCCACGCUCCGUCUCUCUGAAAAGGAAGCAGCGUCUUCACAUAUGGCCAGCAACAUGGACUUGUGGGACAGGAGUUCUUCCUGCCCCUACACACAAUCACACACACACACACGCACACACAUACACACAUGCUUACACACACAUGUUCACAUGCUUGCGCACAGACACACACACACUUAACACACUCAUUCCUGCAGCAGAGCCCAGAAGACUCCGGCCCGCGGUAGCAUCUCUUGAACCUCUAGACUUUGUGGGGUCUCCCUGACCUGACCUCUGCCUUGAACCGUCCGUGGGCCAUGCCCAUUUUUAUAUAAACCUGCAUCGAUGUUGUGUCUCCGUCUUGUUUUUGUGGAAGCCCUUUUGGAUUAUCAGUUUAGCCUAAGCUGGUAUUUCCUUGUUUUGUUACUUUUUUUAUAGGGGGGUGGUUUGGGGGG